CGACAGUCGGUCGCUAUGCAACGCGUUUCUUGCAGGAGGCGGCAACGGCAGCCGUUUGGAGCAAACAUACGUGCUGCGAUUGCGGAGAGCCCCUCCACUUCCACUCGGCGUCCCGGAUUAAUACGGAUUCUUCUCCGACAAGAACCUCAACCUCCUGCCAGCAUUAAGACUUGAUUCAUACAAAACUAUUGCCAACCCCAAGAUGACGGGCGUCGAGAACACUUUUGCAUCAGACAACAUGGCCACUCAAACGCAAACAAGCACGCCAUCUGUCAGGGGCAGCGAAGUCAACCAGCCAUUCACUCCUAAGCUGGCCCACCAUGACCCAACACAUCUACCCAUACACAGAUUCAUGACGAUAGACGGCUUACUCAAAUCACACGCGGCAGAAGUAGAACAGAUACCGUUGAUCUGCUAUCCGAAGUCAACAGCUUCAGAUUUCGAAGAGCACACCGGCAAAGACAUCGACGCAUAUACAGAUGCUGCAGUCCAGUACUACCUGAACAAUGGCCUCACUCCUGCGGAUCCAGCAGCGAAGAAGGCACCGGUGGUCGCGCUCCUUGCAACGUCGAGCUUUGAAUAUGUCGUCUCUGUCUUCGCUCUGAACAGAUUGGGCAUCACGGCACUCUUUCUUUCCACCAGGUUGACAGCGCCAGCCUACGCUCGGCUCUUGGAGAUGGCCGGUUGCAAUACUCUCAUUGUGCCCAAUGCCAAUUUCAAGAUUGUCGAUGAGAUCAGCGUCUCAGGACGGCAAGGCCUCACCACCAUUCCUAUUCUUCAACGUGAAGACUAUCGAGAUCUUGCGUCUCCGGCUCCUGCAUUCAAGCGCCCUGGAUGCGUCGAUCUUGCAGAAGAGGCCAAGAAAAUGGCAUGGAUAUUGCACUCUUCAGGCUCAACGGGCUUCCCAAAACCGAUCUUCCUCAGCAAUCUGGCCUGCUUAGCCAACUUCAGGAAAUCGUUCGGCCUCCGGGCUUUUUGCUGCUCCCCACUCUUCCACUCCCAUGGCCUGAUGGAAUUAGGUCGAGCUUUUUACACUCGAGCAGCAAUGUACCUGGGUAAUCACUCAUUACCGGUAACCUCGGACAAUCUAUGCGCUGCAAUUAGUGUAGCAAAGCCGCAGCAGGUGUGCGCAGUGCCUUAUGUCUUGCAGUUGCUAGCGGAGAAAGAUGAAGGCGUAAAAGUGUUGGCGGCAGCGAAACUGGUUCUCUUCGCCGGAUCCUCAUGUCCGGAUUCUCUCGGCGAUCGUCUAGUUGCUGCUGGAGUGAAUUUGGUGGCGAAUUAUGGAUCGACAGAAAUCGGUCAGAUCAUGACUUCAUUCCGUCCUCCUGGAGACACUGAAUGGCAGUAUAUGCGCCUGCUUCGCCCAGCCGCAGACCACACCUUGAUGGACGAGAUUGCUCCAGGGGUAUUCGAGUGCGUGGGGUUAGACGGGCUGCCAUCGAAAGGCCCGAGCAAUAGCGCGCCGCCCUAUAGCGAGAAGAAUCCCGAGAGGAGUUUCCGGACCAGCGAUCUAUUCACGCGACAUCCCGACCCGAGAAAGUCGAACUACUACAAGUAUCUGUCCAGAUUGGACGAGAGAUUGACUCUGGUUAAUGGAGAGAAGGUGCUGCCAAUCCCCAUCGAAGGGGCCAUCAGGCAAGAUGAGUUGGUGAGAGAGGCGGUCGUGUUCGGGUUUCAAAGAACAGUUCCAGGAGUGCUCAUCUUCCGGUCACAAGAGGCCGGUCUGAAUUUGAAUGACGAAGACUUCCUUGAGCAGGUUUGGCCGAGUGUUGAGAAGGCGAAUCUGCAUGCUGAGACAUUCAGCCGUGUGCCAAAAGAGUUGGUUAUUGUGAAGGGCGCCGAUGUGUUGUAUCCGAGGACAGACAAGGGAACUUUCAUCCGGGCGCAAGUCUACCAGCAGUUUGCAGCCGAUAUCACCGAGGUAUACGAGGCAUACGAGAGAGGUGGAGAUGACCAGUCAGGCUCAGGACUGACGUUGGACGUUGCAGGUCUGGAGGAAUGGUUGUUGUCCAAGUUUCGGGAAGAACUUGAGAUUCCACUUCCAAGCACGGAGACUGACAUUUUCUCCGCUGGUGUCGACAGCCUGCAAACCACACGACUGUGGCGGAGCAUCAAGAAGGACCUCGAUCUCGGCAAAGGUGGAGCUCAUCUUUCUCAAAAUGUGGUAUUCGACAAGGGCACUGUCGCGUCUCUCGCUCGACACCUGUACCAGCUCCGAACAGGCGAAGCACCACCUGAUUCUGAGCAUGAAGAUGAGGUCGCGAUCAUGCAACAGCUCAUAGAUCGCUACUCAUCCUUCACUACGCACUUUCCGACUCUCGCCACCCAACCAAAAUCUCAAGUCGUGCUGGUCACGGGAGCCACAGGUAACCUGGGAGCGUUCAUUAUUUCAGAGUUACUUGCCCGGGAAGAUGUCACCGAAGUGUGGUGUCUCGUUCGAGCACCAGGACAAGCCGCCGCUGGAGACCGGGUGAUGUCUGCGCUUGCUGCGCGAAGCAUCCAUGUUACAGAUUCUGAGCUUAGCAAGCUCCAUGCAGUCCCUUCUGAUCUGUCACAGACAAAUCUCGGACUUCACUCAAAAGAUCUCAGUCAUCUCCUGAGCAACCUGACCUGUGUCAUCCAUUCCGCCUGGGCUGUGAACUUCAACCUCGGAGUCAAAUCGUUCGAACAGCACCACAUCCGCGGAACACACAAUCUUAUCAACUUCUGCCUGCGAUCGCAACUUCCCAGUAUACCAUCGUUCUAUUUCUGCUCCUCAAUUUCUGCAGCGUCAGGCACACCGAAACCCGCCACAAUCCGUGAAAAACACAUCGAAGAUCUGAGUCAUGCGCAAAAGAUGGGCUACGGACGAUCGAAGCUAGUGACCGAGCACAUCACUCGUGCCGCAGCGAAACGAAAUCCAGGCAUGCAAUCAAGAGUGCUGAGAAUAGGACAGCUGAGCGGAGACGCAGGCAGCGCGAGUUGGAAUGAGACAGAGGCGAUUGCAUUAAUGAUCAGGAGUGCUCUGACGACCGGUUGCCUUCCGGAGCUGAAUGAGAGGCCAAGCUGGCUGCCAGUAGAUGCUUGUGCGAAGGCUGUCGUUGAACUCUCACUGCCAACAUCUCAGCCAGCGGGUGAUGCUGAGGACGUUGUGUAUCACCUCCUGAACCCAUCGACCUUCAGCUGGAGUUCGGAGCUCCUGCCCAUGCUCAGACAGCAUCGAGCCAUGCCUUCCUUCGAAGUCGUGGCACCGUCAGAGUGGCUCGAGCGACUAGCAAAUAGCGUCACAGAUGUGAACAAGAAUCCUAGCAUGAAGCUGCUGGAUUUUUGGAGAGGGAGGUACGGUGGUGCUUCAUCGACAGGGAAAGCAGGUGAGGAUGCUGAGCCAGCCGGGCUGACCUUUGAGACAAAUGUCACCAGAGAAUGUGCCACAUCCAUUGCAGCAGCUAGAGAUCCGGUGAGCAUUGGCUUGGCAUCUAGGUAUAUCGAUGUUUGGAUGAAGAAAUGGCGAGCAUGA
This is a messenger RNA of Pseudocercospora fijiensis CIRAD86, 3496 nucleotides long. RefSeq lists its product as uncharacterized. The record is from RefSeq and is a predicted model, not a curated record. The transcript has a single exon. Bases 203 to 3496 code for a protein of 1097 amino acids. Lineage: Eukaryota; Fungi; Ascomycota; Dothideomycetes; Mycosphaerellales; Mycosphaerellaceae.